AAGACAUCUGUACUUCUUAGGAAGGUAAUCCCUGAUUAUAUGAAUCGUAUUGAUGAAUCCAAAGAGCUAUCACCUGACAGUUUUUCUGCGCUUUCUGAUGAAGUAAUUCUAGAAAUAUUAAAGCACUUAGACUUGAAGACGUUAUGCCUCAUGAACCAAGUAAAUAAGCGCUUCAAUAAUUUAACACGGGACCCUCUACUAUAUACACGUUUGAACAUGCAAAAUAUCUCUUGUCGUAUUUAUUUUUAUGAUAUACUUUGCUACUUUACACCUAGAUGUGAAUAUUUGCAACAAUUAGAUCUUGCAAUAUGUUACUUUUCUUCUUCGCAUUUCGUGCAAUUUCUGGAGAAUUGCGGCAGGCAUUUAACGCACUUACGAUUCACUGAAUGCAGAUCUGUCGACAAUGAUGUCUUAUUCAAAAUUUCAGAGAUAUGCAAGAAUUUGAAAGAGUUGGUUCUGACAUUUCUGAUAGAUAUUGAAGGAUAUUUUGAUAAGGAAGGUAUUUCAUGUCUCGAAAAUCUAGAGAGCCUGGAAAUAUUGGCACUUGAAACAACAAAAAUAGAAGUUCAAUGUCUUUGCAAAAUACUGCAAAAAAAUAAAGGAAUGCGUGAAUUAUAUUUGUCCAACUGUUUACUUAGGGGGAGUUACAGUAAGGAGGAGUGCCCAAUCGACACCGUUGCAAUAGAGUUAGGAAAUUCGUGUCGGGACUUGCAAAAAAUACAUUUAUAUAAAACAGAUUAUAUUACAUCGAAGUGUAUUAAUGCCCUUGCUGACUGUAAGAAUUUACGAAUAGCAAAUCUUGAUACAAUAAUGGAUUACCCGAGAAGACACCUUAUUGAUGAUAGCUUAAGCAGAUUGCUUUCCUCCUGUCAACUGCUGGAAGAAAUAUAUUUGAAUCAUAUUGUCUUCACUGAUCGCAAUUUGAAAUUACUGGCGGAGUGCAAAAACUUGAAACGUUUACAUCUAAAAUACGUAGAAUUUGUAACACCUGAUAAUGUUUCCAUUAUUCUCGAGCAAUGUUCUAAAUUGCAACAGUUGGUCCUCGAAGUCCACAAUAUUAGCCCGUAUUUGAUUAACCAGUGGAAGAAAAGUCAUCCACAUGUGUUAUGCAGCGAAAAGGGAGUAUAUAUGUGA
Molecule: messenger RNA, 1134 nt
Organism: Temnothorax curvispinosus
Lineage: Eukaryota; Metazoa; Arthropoda; Insecta; Hymenoptera; Formicidae
Product: F-box/LRR-repeat protein 4-like
Exons: 4
Coding region: 40-1134 (364 amino acids)
Biological process (GO): SCF-dependent proteasomal ubiquitin-dependent protein catabolic process
Cellular component (GO): SCF ubiquitin ligase complex
Molecular function (GO): protein binding
Source: RefSeq, a predicted model, not a curated record